GCCGCUCCUCACAGGCCGCCGCCGCAGCCAUGGCGGAAGUUCAUAGACGUCAGCAUGCUCGGGUUAAAGGAGAAGCCCCCGCGAAAUCCUCCACACACAGAGAUGAGGAGGAGCUGGGGAUGGCGUCGGCCGAAACGCUGACGGUGUUCCUGAAGCUGCUGGCCGCCGGCUUUUACGGCGUGAGCUCCUUCCUCAUCGUGGUGGUGAACAAGAGCGUGCUCACCAACUACAGAUUUCCCUCCUCACUAUGUGUUGGACUUGGCCAGAUGGUGGCCACAGUGGCAGUUCUGUCGGUGGGAAAGGCGCUCAAAGUAGUCAAGUUUCCUGACCUUGACAGAAAUGUACCUCGAAAGACGUUUCCACUACCUCUCCUAUAUUUUGGGAACCAAAUCACGGGACUGUUCAGCACAAAGAAACUGAACUUGCCAAUGUUUACAGUUUUGAGAAGGUUCUCCAUCCUGUUUACAAUGUUUGCUGAAGGAGUUUUACUCAAGAAGACCUUUUCUUGGGGCAUCAAGAUGACUGUAUUUGCGAUGAUUAUUGGUGCCUUUGUAGCUGCCAGCUCCGACUUGGCAUUUGAUCUGGAAGGAUAUGUUUUUAUCCUGAUAAAUGAUGUCUUGACAGCAGCAAAUGGUGCAUACGUAAAACAAAAAUUAGAUUCAAAAGAGCUGGGAAAAUAUGGCCUGCUCUAUUACAAUGCACUGUUCAUGAUUCUGCCCACAUUGGCCAUUGCAUAUGUCACAGGAGAUGCACAAAAGGCAAUGGAUUUUGAAGGCUGGGCCGACACUCUCUUUCUUCUGCAAUUCACCCUCUCCUGUGUGAUGGGGUUUAUCUUGAUGUACGCCACAGUACUCUGCACUCAGUAUAAUUCUGCUCUUACAACUACAAUAGUUGGCUGUAUUAAGGGAAAGGAUGCCUGCCAGAAGCUAAUCAAGGGAGUUUUCCUAUGCCUGAGCCAGACUUUAAAUGGCCCACUUUUAAAAGCUGUGUCUGCAUUCCCAGUGAUGUCAUUUCCUCUUGAUCCAUUUCAUUGGAGGGAGGCUCAUUUGUCUCCAGCUGAGAGAGCCAAGGUAAUAUGCUGAAGUUAGUGCCUUGAAGCUGGGCCCUCUUUAAUCUGACUUUGUGAUUCUAUUACUUUUAAGAUCCAAGAGGCCAUCUGUUGCUGUCAAGUCAGUUCCAGCUCAUAGCAAUCCUGUAGGACAGAGUAAAACUGCCCCAUAGGGUUUCCAAGGAACAGCUGGUAGAUUCAAAGUGCCUACCUUUUGGUUACCAGUUGAGCUCUUGACCACUGCACCAUCAGGGCUUCCAAGAGGGCACAGCAUGGUUGAAUUCCAAAUGACUUUGCAAAGGAGGUUUGCUUUUUAAAAAAGGCAAGACAGAGGUCCUUGAUCAUUUGGGGAAAAGGGUGCAGUUGCCCUUGUGAUGUCCCUUCUAAUACCCCAUCAGUCAGUAGGGAGGGACGGGGUUGCAGAGGUAAAGUUUUUACUGCUCUGCUGUGUUUCCCACUGCAAUGCUCCAAAUGGAGUGGUGCCCACCUGACCUUAUUUUGGAAACUAGAUUUGGAUUAAAGCUCUAGAAGUUCUGUGGCUUCAGAUAACGGAAUUAGAAUGUUUGCUGUGAAGAGGAUUCUAAAAUAAGCUAUAUAACAAGUCAAUUGUGUGAAUUGCCCAGAAAGCUGGAGGCAGUUUUAGCCCCCAAAUUAGCUCUCAGCUGUGUUUUGGUUUUGUAGCGUGAUUGCUUCAAGAGCAAAGUGGGUUGCAUGUAUCUUCAGAAUAAGAGCAGCAAAAACACAAGAGACAGGGCAGUUGGUACCACACUCUUCAAGGAAGAGGAUGGUGCCAGAAAUCCUGUGUUUAAUUUUAACAAUUAGACCUACUUGCAUGGACUCUCUCUUAGUGUUCUUACUUUUGUCAUUAUCAGUAUUGGGUACAAAUACAGUCAUUCUCUUAUUAACGUAAAGUCCAGUACCUUUCUUUUGAUAUAUCCUCUUCUUCACAGGAGUCCAGGAACCCCAGGGACUUAUUUAAUCUAAAGGGAUCCAAACUCUGGAGGGAGGGAAAAACUGUAUUUUCUAAUUAGUUCAUUGUUAGUGUUGCUUCCCAUUAGUUCACGCGGUAUCGCUGUUGAACGAUGUCUUGCCCCUUUGGACAAAUGGGAGUCUGCUGAUGCCCUUGCUGUUUCAGAUUCUCACAGGCCUCAGUGGAACUUUUUACACUGGCCUCUAUCUUAGUCACCUAGUGCUCCUACAACGGAAGCACCACAACUCGGUGGCUUUAACAAACAGAAAUUUAUCUUCUCACAGUUUAGGAGGCUAGAAGUCUGAAUUCAGGGCGCUGGCUCUAGGAGAAGGCUUUGUUUCUUUGUUGGCUCUGAAGGAAAGGUCCUUGUCUCUUUUGAACUUCUGCUCCUGGGCAGUCUUCAUGUGACUUGGCAUUUCUCUUCCCCCAUCUUUGUUUGUUUGCUUUGUCCUUUGCUCAAUGUGUUUUUAUAUCUCAAAGAGAUUAAGACACACCCUACAGUAGUAAUACUGCCUCAUUGACAUAACAAAGAAAACCCAUUCGAGCUGCCAGUAUAGAUUCCUCUUUGCUUCCUUGGAAAUUUCUGCUUUGGGGGGUUGGUGCCCUUUCCUGACAGCAAGCCUUGGUUAAGAUCCUCUAAUACACACCUUCAGGUUUUCUAACUUCUGAUUUUGAGCAACAGGGUUUGGAUUCUGUGACCUUUCUCACUCUGAACUUUCUGGGCAGCUUAUGCAAAUUGGGAGCCCUGGUGGCCCAGAGGUUAAGAGCUUGGCUGUUAACCAAAAGGUUGGCAGUUCAAAUCCACCAGCAACUCCUUGGAAACCCUAUGGGGCAGUUCUACUCUGUCCUAUAGGGUCACUGUGAGUGGAAAUCAACUUGACAGGUUAUGCAAAUUGAUCCAGCCUCUCUCUCUCUCUCUCUCUUUGUCUUUCUUUCUCUCUCUUUCUGCAUUCAAAGGAGGGGCAGCUUUUUCUCAUCAUAGGGCAAAAAAAAAAAGAGGUCCUGUUACAGAGUUUCCCCAGUUGCCAACUGACCUUAUUCGCUGUUGCAUAUUUAAUUUUAUUUUUUCCCCCUCUAAUAAUAAGAAGGAAACCCUGGUGGCAUAGUGGUUAAAGAGCUAUGGCUGCUAACCAAAAGUUCGGCAGUUGAAAUCCACCAGGUGUUUCCUUGGCAACUGUACUCUGGGGCAGUUCUCUGUUUGUCCUAUAGGGUUGCUAUAAUAAGAAAAUCUGCUCUAAGGAGCUUGUAGACUCCAUCCUUAGGCCUGGAAGAGGCUGAUGUGAUUUUGAAUACUUUUUCUCAGGGUACAUCAUUAUAAAAUUUUUUUGGAAUUUUUUUUUUUUAACCUUUUAGAAAUACUUUAGCACUUUACUUUCUGCUUCAUAGACAUAAUCUACUAGAGCCCAGGUACUAAAAAAUGUUUGAGAUUUAAAAUUUGUGGCCGUUGUAAUGGAGAGCAGGGCAGUAACAUAUGAGGAGAGGUUGGGGAGUAUUUGAAUAGUAGUUCAAACUUUGAAACUUUUGUUUCACUUUUACUGUCUGAGGAUAGUCAAAAGGGAGCCUGAUAAGCAGAAGAUGUUUGCACCUGGGAAUUUAAAGGAGUCAGAGAGGUGUAAUGCUUACAGAUGAUUUCCCGUAUGUUUUUAGACUACCAAGAAAGAUUGUUUAAAAACAGUUUUCAUGCUGGUAAAGCCCCCACCAUCCCUUUUUUCCUGUUGAAAAAGAGGGAAAGAUGCUUGCAGUCUUUCCUACUUCGGCCUCCCCUCACAAGUCAACAGUUGCUCAAUGUGAGCAACUUUUGUCCAAGACUGUCAGGUGUGCCUUUGUGUUUCCUACUCCAGUUAUAGCAGUGUUUCUCAUUUAGGUUUAUAAUGUCAGCCCAUACUAGUGGGCAGGAAAGUUUGGUAACUGUUGAUAUUCUUCAGUAUUGGUGAAAGCAUUUGCCUUCUGGAAGGAUAGCUUGGGAAGAGGCUAAUGUCAUUGUUUCCUUCUUAGCGUUCUUUAAGGACAGGUAUUUGGGUCACUUAGUGUGAGUGAGUUUAUGUGUAUAUUUAAAAAGCUCAGUUAAACUUAUGUAACAGUAUAUUGUUGCUUUUCU
Loxodonta africana (African savanna elephant) is the source of this 4116-nucleotide messenger RNA. It is a transcript of the gene SLC35D1, whose product is annotated as solute carrier family 35 member D1. Gene Ontology annotation, molecular function: UDP-N-acetylglucosamine transmembrane transporter activity; UDP-N-acetylgalactosamine transmembrane transporter activity; antiporter activity. The record is from RefSeq and is a predicted model, not a curated record. The transcript has 11 exons. Gene Ontology annotation, cellular component: Golgi apparatus. The coding region runs from base 30 to 1082 and encodes 350 amino acids. Lineage: Eukaryota; Metazoa; Chordata; Mammalia; Proboscidea; Elephantidae.